AGUACUCCUAUUAUUUCUAUUUAUAAAAGGGUCGAGCUAAAGAUGGAGCUUUGAGAUAAAUCGUAACAAGAAUCUCAUCAUGAAGAAGCUAGAAGCUCGUGUCGUCUUCUUCGUCCUGUUCUUCCUGCCUGGUCUGUUUGCAUCUGGAAGCCAUGGAAGCAAGCAGAGUCAUCACAGAACCGCCUUCUUCAUCUUCGGAGAUUCCCUGCUGGACGCAGGAAACAACAAUUAUAUCAACACGACAACUCUGGACCAGGCCAAUUUCUGGCCUUACGGCGAGACCUACUUCAACUUCCCCACCGGCAGGUUCUCUGACGGCCGCCUCAUAUCGGAUUUCAUAGCUGAAUAUGCGAAUCUGCCAUUGAUUGCGCCGUUUCUGCAACCUGGGAACAGGGACUACUACAAUGGAGUCAAUUUUGCUUCUGCUGGUGCUGGUGCUCUUGUUCAAACCUUUCAAGGUUCGGUAAGUAAA
Messenger RNA from Prosopis cineraria, 472 nucleotides. RefSeq names its product GDSL esterase/lipase 5-like. Gene Ontology annotation, molecular function: lipase activity. The annotation marks the transcript as partial. The record is from RefSeq and is a predicted model, not a curated record. NCBI's taxonomy places the organism in Eukaryota, Viridiplantae, Streptophyta, Magnoliopsida, Fabales, Fabaceae. The transcript is spliced from 2 exons. Gene Ontology annotation, biological process: lipid metabolic process.